This is a messenger RNA of Fusarium poae, 14232 nucleotides long. RefSeq lists its product as uncharacterized. Gene Ontology annotation, cellular component: cytoplasm. Gene Ontology annotation, molecular function: catalytic activity; phosphopantetheine binding. The record is from RefSeq and is a predicted model, not a curated record. Gene Ontology annotation, biological process: amino acid activation for nonribosomal peptide biosynthetic process; secondary metabolite biosynthetic process. NCBI's taxonomy places the organism in Eukaryota, Fungi, Ascomycota, Sordariomycetes, Hypocreales, Nectriaceae. The coding region runs from base 1 to 14232 and encodes 4743 amino acids. The transcript is spliced from 2 exons.
AUGGAUACCGGAUCCUCUAUCCAACAGCCGCCUGUUACGCAGCUUCGGCCACUGCAUACCUACCAGCAAUCUCUGCAACCAUCGAAUGAUCAACUGCUACACUGGAAGAGCUCAUUUGAGCCAAGACCUGAUCAAGACACUGCCAUCAAAGCAUUCGUGAAACUCGUUUCUCGACUUAUUAUUCUCAACGAGGGAGAGACCUUUUGUAUCCAGGACUCACAACGUGGUGGAUAUAUCUUGGCAUGUUUAAAUGCAAAGAACAUCGAUUUCGUUCAGUGUGAACCUGACCAAAAUAUCCCUACUCAAUUCUCUGUUGGUGAAGGAAAGGAUGUGCAACUGCAUAUCGAAUCCAAUGGCGAGAUUUGUCUGGCUGUACAGUCGAGCAUAGUUCCCCAAGCAGCUCUUCAUGCAGUAGGAUCUAUGUUUGAUGAUAUUCUUGGCCAAGAAAACCAGACUCGACAUUCUGAAUGGUCAUUGCCUUCUGUGCUCAACUUCCCAUCAAAGUCUAGUCCUAUGGACUUGUCUCGUGAAAAUGAAACACAGUCGGAUCAAAACGACUCCAACAAUGAAGGCGGCAAGGCAGGCUUUCUGCAUGGCUGGUUUGAACAGCGUGCUGUUGAGAGCCCCGAGACGGUUGCAAUCGACUACCUAUCUGAUCUUGAAAGCGGUAAACGAGUCCAGUUCACAUAUCAACAAGUCUCCAACAUUGCGACAGCUCUGGCCGCCAGAAUUGUGCAACUGACCACACAUUCAUCCCAGUCUCUUAAGACGGUUGCUGUUCUCAUGGGAUCUUGUCCAGAACUCUACAUAUCCUACCUUGCAGCUUUGAAGGCUGGAGUUGCCUUCUGUCCCAUCGCUGUUGACGCACCAAAGGAAAGAAAAGAGGCUUUGAUGGCAGAUUUGAGACCAGCCGCUGUCUUGACCACUUUAUCUCUCAUGGACUCGGAUUCCUGGCUAGAUUCAACCAACGUUAUUGAUGUUGUUCCCUACCUCAAUUCCCGAGACAUCGAGCCACCACAGUUGCCAUCUCAGUCAACAUCCGUGGACGAGGUUGCUUACGUUCUUUAUACGUCGGGCACAACCGGUCUUCCCAAGGGCGUGGCAGUCAGCCAUCUCUCUGCAUCGUGCACAAUCUCUUCUCUGAGUGCUCACUAUGACUUCACUCUCCCAGCAGCCGGCAUCAAACCAGUCCGAUGGUUUCAAGGCGCAGCUCCAACCUUUGAUAUUUCUCUAUUCGAGAUUUUCUGGACGUUGAGCAGUGGAUCGACACUCUGCUGUGCACCUCGACAUCUUACUCUCCAGAACAUUGACAAGGUUGUUACAACUCUAGAGGCUGAUAUCACGAAUAUCACACCGAGUUUCGCUAGCCUUCUGGACCCGAACUCAAUCAAGGGGUUGAUGGUUGGUGGCGAAACACUGAAUGCAAGGCUUUUGCAAGACUUUGCCAAAUGGAACCCGACUGAGACUACGCAUGCGCCUAGGGGCAUCUUCAACAGCUAUGGUCCGACAGAGACAGCUAUUUAUUGCAUUGCUCAGGCUCAUGUCCCCAAGAACCAGCGAGGCUCAGUCAUCGGAACCCCGCUGGCGACUUGUGGUGCUCUCAUUGUCGACCAAUCACUAUCUCAAGGUUUGGAGCCUGUUCCUAUGGGUUCAAUUGGAGAACUUGUCAUCACUGGACCCCAAGUGAGCAAAGCUGGGUACCUCAACCGCCCAGAAGAGACUGCUCUAGCCUUCAUUGAUGACCCUACAUGGGGUCGAGUCUACAAGACGGGAGACUGUGCAAGGGUAGUCUUUGAUCCUAAUGGUUCGCCCGUCAUUGAGUUCAUGGGCAGAAUAUCAGACGAUCAAGUCAAGCUCAGUGGACGACGAGUUGAGCUUGGCGAGAUUGAGAGCGUGCUAGCCAGCAAUGCCGACGGCGUGAGGGAGACCAUGGUCUGUGUUUGGAAGCAAGGUGCAGAGGCCGGCUCAGAAAAGGUCGUCAGCCUGAUCGUCGUUGAGUCUCGUACUGGAAUGACUUUCGAGGAUGUUCAUCACAAUUGCGUGGAAGCUGCGAAGCUACAUCUGCCGGAUUACAUGAGACCGUUCAGGAUCUUGGAAGUCGAGGCACUUCCGAGGUCUGCCUCUGGGAAGGCGGAUCGCAAGGCUGCUCUGAGAAUUGUCAAUGAUGUCCUGUCGAAAGAUGGUAAUGCCAACUAUCAAGAGCGUAUUCCAUCUAACACGUCACAGACUCUUGGACCUUUGGAGAAUCCGGAGGAUGCCAAGCUGGAGGAAGAACUUAUCUCUAUCGUUAGUGGAGUUCUUACCGACGGCUCUGCGGCUACUUCCCUUAUCACACCUGCCACUGUUCUAGCCGAUGCAGGAAUUGACAGUCUUCGGGCAAUGCGUGUUUUGCGAGAUAUCAGAACGCGAUGGCCAGUCUCUGAACGGUCCUCUGGUCAUACAUCCCGAGCCAGGCUUCAACCAUCGCUUGCAGUCCUUCUUGACGCAAACGCCACUAUCCGUUCCGCCUUCUUCCCCAGCGCACAUGACUUGAAUGCGUCGGAAACUUCAAACAACAAUGAGUCUGAGACCAAGGCUAAGCUGGAGGCGUUUGCUGCUAAUCAUUUACCUGAGGCCGUUGACAAGCUUGGCUUGAAUGAGUCGGAUAUUGAGAUGAUUCUUCCUGCUAUCAGCACUCAAUGUCAGUUGGCUGUCAGUUUCGCAAUGGACAAACGCAACUACAUCAGCCAUACUGUCUUGCGACUCAAGUCAGGAGUCUCUACCACUGCUCUGAAGGAUGCUGUCGAUGCUGUACUUUCCCGACAAGCCAUCUAUCGCUCCGCGAUACUUCCGUGCGAUGAUAGUUUGUCGCCGUUCGUACAGGCCGUUUUGACCGUUGGUGCUUGGAAAGGAUUGGUGGGAGAAUCCAGUGUAGUCUUGCACAAGGGAGGUGACAAGCCUUCUAAUGCGCAGACGUGGAUUGAACUGGCGGAAGGGGAGCUCAGUCUUGACUCUCAAAGGCUGUACCAUGUUCAGAUCAUUGACUCGGAUGACUCCAACAGCGGUGGCCUUUUGACCAUCAGCGCCGCCCACUGUAUCUGCGAUGGUCCAUCGCUCGAGGUGCUGAUGAGCGACAUCGCCCGACAGUAUGCUGGCCUAGAACCUCUUCCGAGGCAAGGCAUCUACGAGGCCGUCUCCGAAUGGGUCUCCAGUGUCAGCACAGAAACGGAUCAAUUGUGGCAGAAGGCUCUCGAAGGUUGGGAGACUGAACCUCUUGGAGCCAUCAGUGGCAACAAUGUCAAGCUACCAGCUACCGGGGCGCGUCAACAUGCCAUGGUUCAACACUCGAGUAACAUUCCCUGGAGUCUCCUCGAGUCCAAAAGUCGAGCACUGGGAGCUUCGCCACUCACAAUUCUUCAAGCAUCAUGGGCUAUGCUCUUGCACAUCCUUUCUGAAGCGGACACCGAUGAUGUGACAUUUGGCAGCGUACUCUCAGGUCACGAUGAACUCAUUCAUGCACCAACCUUCUCCGUCGUUCCUUGUCGGGUCGCACUUCCGGAGUCACAGUCGGUGCGACAGCUGAUUGACAGUCUGAUGGGUCACUCUCGAUUCGCACAGGGCCACAGACACACUUCCUUCGGUGCCUUCAAGACUCUUCCAUACAACACCGCUCUCGCCUUGCAGGCUUACCCUUCGCCUGAAGAUGGCAGCGAGGGCAACACUCUGUGGACUGAGAUCUCGAACCCUGCUAUACGUUACGACUUUGCCAUGUUCGCAGAAGUCUUCCCCACGGACCCCAACUCUGCGGAUCGCAAUGGAAGGUUCGAUAACGUCUUCUUCAAGGUGACAUAUCGCGACGAGACCUUUUCUGAAUUGUCUGCCUCAUGCAUUGUGAAGCAGUUCGCCGCCCUCACUGAAGUUGUACUUCAGUCACUUCCGGACGAUCUAGUGCAGACUCUACCAGCACGUAUGGAUCGAGCCUUGCUGUCCGCUGAAGGAACAAUCCCUACUCAACAUAACGUGGAAGCGAUGACCGCAGACGCACGCGAGAUCUACGAGAGAACUCAGGUCCUGCAUGCUCAAUUCGAGGAUCAAGCCGCGUCUACAUCCGAUCUCUUAGCUUUGAGCUUCUACUCUUCUCUGGAUGCUCCUCCUGUCGAAUUGACAUACGCUGAACUUGAUGCUCGAGCCAAUGGUCUGGCCAACAUACUUCGCGAGCAAGACAUUGACAUCAUCCCCAUUUGCAUGGAACGUAGUGUUGAACUCUACGUCUCAAUUCUGGCUAUCAUCAAGGCUGGAUCAGCAUGGUGUCCUAUCGACACCACGUCCCCCGUACAGCGACGCACAUCUCUCAUCGCCAGGGCACAGAGUAGAGUGCUGCUGACAAACACCGAGUCAUUGCCAUUGGUCCAGCCAUGCCUUGAGCAAGGUACUCUGAAGGAUGUUGAGAUUAUCCUGGUGGACAAGUACGCCGACUGUAAAACAUCGGUUAGAGCGAAGCCACGCGAUAGCCUCUCAUCGUCCAAGGUCAGUGGCAAAGACCUAGCCUAUCUACUCUGGACAUCUGGAACAACUGGGGAGCCCAAGGGAGUCAUGAUCCAGCACAGCGCUGCCGCCCAGGCUAUGCGCGAUCUGCAAGUACAAGUCGAACACGAUGACGGAGAGCAAGUUCGGACGCUUCAGCUCUCAGCUUACAGCUUCGAUGUCUUCGUCCAGGACCUAUUCUACACUUGGGGAUUGGCAGGUACAGUCAUCAGUGGUACCAGGGAACUCGUUCUUGGAACAUUCACCGAGUUUAUCUGGAAGUCUCAGCCUACUCACGCACAUCUCACGCCCUCCUUCGGUGCCAGCAUCGCUGUGAAUGAGCUGAAAGGUUCGACCUUGCAGUAUGUCACCUUCAUCGGAGAGAAGCUCACCGAGGAUGUCGCUGAAGCAUGGGCUGCUCCCGAGAUUACUACUCGUGCUUACAACACGUACGGACCUGCCGAGAACGCGGUUGUUUCGACCAUGAGACGCUUCUAUGGAAAGAGUCGAGAUGAUGCGAAAGCCGCCAACGUAGGCUUCCCUCUGAACCCUUGUACAGCUUACGUGAUGCGCGAGGUCGGCACAGCUGAGGGCACUAACCGAUGGGAGCUUGUCCCACGCUACGGUGUUGGUGAAUUGGCUCUGGGUGGUGCGCAAGUCGGCAAAGGAUAUCUUGCCAACGAAGCCAAGACGACAAAGGCUUUUAUCCAGGGUGGCCCUGGUAUUGAUGAGCGCAUUUACCUCACUGGUGAUCUUGUCCGUUUGAACGAUCAUGGCUUUGAGUUCCUCGGUCGCAAUGAUGAUCUUGUCAAGAUCACCGGUAUUCGCAUCGAGCUGAGUGAGAUCAGCGCUGCAUGCGCAAGUCUGAAGGAUGAUGAUGCGGCUAUUGAGCAUGUUGAGACUUUGUAUCUCCAGCGACCGGGAGCACCAGCUGAGAACAACAACAAGGUUGUCGUCACGUUUGUGUCUGUCAAGGCUGCAAAUGUCGACACUGGCAAGAUCAGGACACAGGUGUUCAAGAGGGCCAAGGAUAUGCUACCCUCUUACAUGGUACCUGGCCACGUCGUAGUUUUGGACACAACUAUGCCGAGAACCGCGUCUAACAAGGUUGAUCGAAAGGCAUUACAGGCUAUCUAUGCCGAGUCCGAUCUCAAUGUCUUGGCUGGUAGAGGUGAUACUGUUGAGUUGCAAGGCCAAGGAUCUACCCAGGCGCGACAGGCAUGGUCUACGGAUCAGCUCACUAUCCUCGAGACAAUUGCUUCCAACUUCAACAUCGCUAUCGAGAACCUUUCGCCUGAAGACAGUUUGGCUGGUCUUGGAUUGAGCUCUCUCCAGGUGACCAAGUUGGCUUGGUUGUUGAGACGCGAGCUUAAAUGUCAAGUCGGCGUCCUCGAUCUCAUGAGAUGUGAAUCCCUUGGCGAAUUGGUCAACAUCACUUUGAGUCGCAUGCCUGAGACUACCCAACCGAUGGCUAGCGACACGAAGCCUGCAGAAACAUCGUGGAUUACCCCCAUCAAGGCUGCCCUCACAGCCAACAUCAAGGGCACUUUACGUCCAAGCGACACAACAUCUAUUCUACCUGCGACACCAAUGCAGGAAUCUCUCAUCGUCGAGACUAUGCUUGAACCGCAAGCUUACUGGGCUCAUCGUGUGUUUGAUCUGAGUCACUUGGAUGAAGUAGACGGCCGCCAAUUGAAGAGAGCUUGGAUUGCAGCUGCCAAGCGCUUCGACAUUCUUCGAACAAUCUUUGUUCCUCUCACUCAACUUGACGUCGACAAGAGCGACAACACUGUUGGUUGGGCGAAGGAAUUGGGAGUUCAGUCCACGAUUCUCCAGCUCAUUCGAGACAAGCCAACUGUUCGCUGGACACAGAUCUCCAGUGAGCAGACACAGAGUCUGAGCGACGUCGCUAGAUUGCUACAAACAGACCUUUCUCCGACAACUACUAUUGAACCACCUUGGGCUGUCACCUUUGUUGAAGAGUCGAACAAGAUGAUGCUCAGUAUGCAUCACGCCCUCUACGACGCUGUCGCAUCAGACAUGUUCCUCGAAGCCGUCUCCAAGUUCUACAACAUGGAACCUCUUGAAGGUCUAGGUAAGGUGGCACAAUUCGACAGAGGCCUUGACCUGGGUUUGUUACCUCCUCCUGCGAAGAGAGAUGAAGCGACGGCGCUUUGGAACCGUCGCUUAGAGGAGCUGAGCAAGACAGUAUCUGGAGGCUUGCUCAACGCUACUCUCCCAGACCUGACGCAGUCUCGACAGAAGCAGACCCAAAAGAUCCUCCUUGCCAAGAGGGAUGUUCCAGGUUCUUUAUUGGACUCUACUUUUGGCGUGUCUCUCCCAACCCUGCUUCAAUCAGCCUUUGGUUGUGUUCUGGCCUCGUACCUCGAACUGGACUCCGUUAUCCUAGGCCACACCGUCUCUCAGAGAGCUUUGCAUCCUGAUCUUGAGAAUGUGGUUGGCCCUGCCAUUGCUACUUUGCCUCUCAUCGUUCGCUCAAACGCGCCUUCAGCUCAGGAGCUGUGGAAGGACAUGGCCCGCGACUCAGCGCAGUUGUUCAAGACGACGCACAAUCUUCAUCCUGUUGAUGUGAAGAAGAUGCUCAAUCGAGGAAGUGGCAGUAGCAAUGCUCCCUUCCCAGGUCUUUUCGUGUACCAUCCCGCAUCUGAUGACAACGACAACGACAAUGGCUCGGCUGGGCACAUGUUCAAAGAAGUUGGACAAGCGCUUUCGCUCAACGUUGAACAUCCUCUAGCAUUGAAUGUGUUCGAAGGCGACAGGUCAAUUGAACUCACCGGCGAUGGACGUCGCAUCUCUCAAUCGCAACUUGAACUCAUGUUGGAUCAAGUUCUGAAUCAAGCGCAGGUGAUGGUUGAAGCUUCACAGGUACCGCUGUCGCAGCUACAGAACAGAAUGGGAGGACGUCUUCUGUCCACUAGCGGCACAGUCACCACGAUCGACAACACUCCAGCCAACCCGGCUGACAGUGUCGCCUUGCAUGCCUCUCAACACCCCGACUGGAUCGCAGCUGAGGAAGUCAUCUUCCAAUCCUCUGACGAGGACGAAGAAAUAGUCACCAAGUCUGUUACAUACUCCCAGCUGGAUAAGCUCACGAAUGCUAUUGUCACGAAGCUCGCGCAACACGAGGCCAAUCUUCAGCCUGAUGAUCCUGUGGCCAUGUGUUUGGGCAGAGACAUCAAGUCGCUAGCAGUUACUUUGGCCAUUUUCCGUGCUGGUUUCAUCUAUCUUCCCGUCGACGAAGAUCUGCCUUCAGCUAGAAAGCAGCUUCUCAUUCGCGACGCGGGUGCCAGGCUGGUCAUCACCACAGAGGAACUUGUCGGCGACCUUGGCCUUGACGCUACUAAUGAUGCCCCAGUUCUCGAACUCCCAGAUGGCCAGGGCGACCUCGACGAGAUUCUUUCCUGGCCCGUAUCUGAGCACCACUUCGGGGCUGGCGAUGGAGGUUACCUCCUCUACACAUCCGGUUCAACAGGUCGCCCCAAGGGUGUUAGAGUCUCGAACAGCAAUCUUUGCCACUUCGUCUCUGCGUUCAGUAAUCGCCUGAUUGAACAUUCCCCAGCAACAGCGAAGCUAGGCAGUGUUGGAAAGUAUCUCAACCUCACGUCGCGAGCUUUCGAUCCUCAUUUGACACAGCUCUUCGUCCCAUGGCAUCUCGGCCUCCGAGUCGUCAUCGGCAAAGACCGCACAUCAAUGAUGGCGAACCUGAAGGAACUCAUCAAUGAGUUGAACAUAACCCACUUUGGGUCUGUUCCUUCAGUCUUGACACAAUUGCGAUUGAGUCCUGAAGAUGUACCCUCUGUGCGAGUCGUCACAACAGGUGGCGAGAAGGCAUCCAACGAGCUUCUCAACACAUGGGCGCAAGACACAAGGACUGGCGAUGAUAAAGCUGUGCUCUUUAACUUCUACGGUCCAACAGAAGUCACCAUCGGGUGUCUUGGUCAUGCAGUCAAUCACAAUUCCAACGCGAGAAACCUUGGUCUUCCGCUCCAAGGCCUCGAGGCUUUCCUUCUUUGUCCUGGCGCUUCCUCCGAUGACCUUGUCGUUGCGAUAAGAGGCCAACCAGGUGAACUAUGCAUCGCCGGUCCUCAAGUCGCAAUGGGUUACCUCAACCGUCCUGAAGAGGACGCUAAGAGCUUCCAGACCGUUUCCAUCUUGGGAAGUACCAAGAGAGUCUACAGGACAGGUGACAUGAUGCGUAUGAUGAAUGAUGGAACACUUGAGUUUUUGGGAAGAUCUGAUCAACAAACCAAGAUCCGUGGUCAGCGACUUGAGCUUGAUGAGGUUGUCGGCUUCCUCAAGCAGGUUGCGGGAGACUCGAGCGACUUGGACUUUGCUGCUGCGGUCGCUUCCAGCGGCGAUGGCUCUACCCAGCAACAACAGCUCUUAGGCUUUGUCGCUAAGAAGGGAAGCGACCGAGAAGUUGAUCUCUUGUACGAUUAUGACCGUGAGGGGGUCUUGCUGUUGGAGACAAUUGAGCAAGAGUGCCAGGCCAAACUCCCUGCAUUUAUGGUUCCCACUAUGGUCUGGGUUACCAAGAUCCCCUACUUGGCUGCGUCUGGCAAAGUUGACACCAAGCUCUUGGGGCGAUUGGCAAGCGACUUUUUGACUAGACAACGCGAUGAAGAAUUUGACGAUCAAAUCGGACAGAGUUUGAUGACUGGCGAUGACCUCAAUCCGGAAGAGUCGCUCGUCGUCGCGGCUAUCGAAGAGUCUUUGGGUGUCAGUGUCAAAGCAACUUCAAACAGCAGCAUCCAUCGCCUUGGAAUCGACAGUCUGUCUGCUGUGAACUUGGUGUCUCUUCUGCGAAAGCGAGGCUUCUCGCAAUUGAAGAUGACCCAUAUCCUGACAGCUUCUUGUACGGUUAAAGAUAUUGCCAGACUCACGGAUCAAGCCACUUCAACAACAGACAACACUCCGAUUUCGACACCGACAUCUACAGACGAUCAACAUGAGAUGUUACCUAACUUCAAUACUCUAACUGUGGAAGACCUUGGACACCUCCCGGCUGGUCUUGAUGCCAAUAACAUAGAGGCCAUUCUACCAUGUCUUCCUCUCCAAUCCGCGCUCAUCGCUCGCUCUCUGGUGUGGCUCAGCGCUUCUGAGGGUGAUCAAGAGAAGAAUGAUGCGCCUUAUGUGGCCCAAUUCAAUUAUCGCCUUGAUUGCGACACCGAUAUUGCCAGAUGGAAGUCAGCAGCCGAGCAAGUUCUUACUUCAGAAGCCAUGUUGAGGACGUGUUUCAUCCAGCGAGAUGAAGAUGGUCAGAUCUUCCAAGUUGUUCUUCGGUCCUCCUCUGUGUCGCCUUUACAGGACACCCAACCUGACAGCAUUGUCGCGCAAAUGCAUGUGCAGCCUCCAGUCAGGCUGUUCGUGGCGGAGAGCCCCGAUGGAGCGACUGUCUCUCUCAAGAUCCAUCACGCACUGUUUGACGGCGUCGCUAUCGACUCUCUCAAACACAAGCUUGAGCAAGCCUAUAAUGAUCCAGGCUUUGUAUCCUCUACUUCAUUCCAUACCUUGAAUACCCUCUCAGGUAUCUCUCGCCACUGCAACUUGACGGGUAAACAAUUGGAAGCCACCAAGCGCUCUUGGCAAGCAGAAUUGAACGGCGUGCAACCAUGUCGCAUUGGAUCCCUCGACUACAACAUGAACAGCUCAAUGGCUCGCUCAACUCUUCGUCUGGGCUACACAACUUCUGAGCUUAACUCCAAGCUUAAGUCUGGAUCCGACUUAGCGAUCUCAGCCUCUUCGGCAUUCCAACUAGCGACCAGCCUCUGUCUCGCCCAGCUGACUCAACAACCAUCCGUCAUAUAUGGCUUCGUCAUGUCGCUUCGACCAUUACUCGACCACGUCACUGAUGGGGUUGACACUCUCAUCGCACCAUGCCUCAACACAUUGAUCCGAACUCUCACUCUCCAUGACCAAGACGAGACUCUUCCCCAGCUCGCCCAGAGGGUUCACAAAGGUCACCUUGAUGUCUGCCAAGGAUCAAUGCCACUCGUCAGCGUAGACAAGGUCCAACGCUGGUCUGGAUCGGAGGACAAGCUGUUUGACAGUCUUCUCAGCAUCAAUGUCAUUCCCGCCCGCGACCAACAGGAGCCGAAGCCAGGACACAUGACUGCCUUGCCUACUUCUAGCAGCAGCGACAUGGCUCUCGCAAUUGAUGUCGACCUUCAUGCCGACGGAAAGAUUGAGCUUACACUUUCUUCUGCUGGUGCAUUGAACGAGAUGCAGUUGAGCGGUGUCGCUCGGCUAUUCGAGAAGGUCUUGUUCAGCUGUUCGGACAGCAAUGCCACGAUCUCAGAUAUUGUACCUAUGCUGCCAACAACGAGAGCAUCUUGGUCAACCACCCAGGUGGGCUCCGGUAGUGGCAUUCCCGAACAGAACACGAAUGAUGCGGAUUACCAGAGGGCGUUAGCCGAUGUACAAGAGACUAUCAGUCGCCUUUUGCGUCUCGACCCUUCUGAAGUCUCCUCCAAGCCAGAGUCAACUUCUUUGUACCAACUUGGCCUCGACUCCAUCACAGUUCUUCCAUUUGUGAAGCAGAUCAACAAGUCGAACAAGACCAAGUUGUCGUCGCACGGUGUCAUCAAGGCCCGAACUAUCAAGGGAGUCGCAGAACUUCUACGAGAUGCCAGGGCGAAGCAGACUUCUUCUACGAAUGGUGCUCAAACAAACUCGGUCGCGACACCCGAACUCAGCGCAUUGAGCGAGGGAGAUGUUUACGACAGGACCCUCGCUCGUCUAGCCAAGGACUUGAUGUUUAUCGCGACACCGCUUCAAGAAGGCAUGCUCAGCGCAUCGCUGGCCACGGGUGGAAACGCAUACACCUACAUCCACGCUAUACAGCUGUCCGACUCUGCUCUUCAAGCUGACACUGCCAACCUCGAUCAAUUCUUUGCUGCCGUCAAAGACACGGUAAUUGCCUGCGAGAUUCUCCGAACUCGAUUCAUGUUCACGGAAGACGAUGAAUCACCAUGGGUGGGUAUCGUUUCUCCAACUGAGCAGAGUGAUCUUGUCAGUUGGGAAGUCAAGUCAUCGCCUCGUGGAAGGGUUCAUCUUCGAAUCCACCAUGCCCUCUACGACGCAACCUCAAUCCAAGCGAUGUGGCACAUUUUGGAGGAGAACUAUGCCAGACGUCUCGAAGGCGAGACUGUUCAAGCGCAAAGCUCGUCAAAGCGUCUGUUUUGUCCAUUUGCGAAGACCGUUGCUUCUUCUCAGAAGUCAUCCAUUGCGUUUUGGACUGAUGCUGUCCGAGACUACACCUACACACCACUCGACUUCCCUACCGACGAGCUCAAGGCAUCGUCUGCUUUCCAUUUCUCUCUAGCCGAGCAGGACCUUUCUCUCCUUCAUUCCCGAUGCAGAGAGUCCGGUGUUACUGUCAAGGCAGCUCUCCAACUGGCAUGGGUCAAGGUCCUCUGCGAGUCAUUAUAUCACCAAGCCGAUGUAGUCUACGGUGAAGUCGUGUCCACUGAUGCGGACGACGAUGUCGCUAUUGUCGGACCUACCAUCAACACUCUUCCAAUGCGGGUCAAGCUUGCGAGUGCGGGUGAUACUACCACAGUGUCUCAGGCUUUGAGUCUUGUGCAACAGCAAAUUGACUCUGCAAGAGGCACCAACUCAAUGGCUUCUUUGAGAAAGGUACAAACGCAGUGGCGAUCAGGUCAACAAGGGCAGACUUCAGCGGGUCUCUUCCAGAGUCUUUUCGUGUUUGAUGGAAUGAUCGGCUCCUCUGGUACCGCUGACGAACCAUCGCCACUGUUCAAGCCAGCAGAGACCGACUCUGCAGACUCAGCUGGCCCAGCCUAUGAUGACUAUCCUCUCAUUGUCAGCUUCCAUAUCAAGGACAACAAACUCAAUGGAAAGCUGAGAGCAAAGAUGUCCACAGCGGAGGUCAACGCUAUCGGUGAACAAUUAUCCGCUUCGUUGAAGCAUGUACUACACGGAUUAGACUCGCCCGCCAUCGACACGAAGCACCUUCGCGCGGCUCCCCAAACCGAACCCAGAAAGCCAAAGACCGACAACGUCGAGUCCGCCGAAUUGAAGGGCUUGAGCCCAAGAGCAGAUGCAGUCCUCAAGGUCGUUGAAAAGGUCAUUGGCAACCGACUCGGAGGUAAGAAGAUUGGAUACGACACCAGGUUGAUCAGUGUUGGUCUCGAUUCGAUCUUGGCCAUUCGGUUGUCGAAGCUUUUGAAGGAUCAGGUUGGAUUGAGUGUGAGUGUGUUUGAGAUUAUGAAGGGUGCCAGUGUGUGGGAUAUCACCACGCGUUCAUCUUCAGGUGGCAAGGCGUCGAUCAAGAGGAGGGUGGCGCCAUCAACAGUGGACGAGGGUCUCAAGGCCUCGGUAGCCAAGGCUCUAGGUACACCAGAGAGCCUCAUCAAGUCUGUUCUGUCAGCUUUGUCUGGUCAGCGAUCGCAUUUGGAGCAGUGGGUACACAAUGGCAAGAGGUUCUUCCAGCCACCAUGGGUAUACCGAGUCGAUGACUCUUUUACCGAGGAUAUGGUGUCCAGCUCCUGGGCUGAACUUGUUCGCACUCACGAUAUUCUUCGUACUGCCUUUGUGUGUGGUGAGAACGAGGGGGAGUUGUUUCAGGUGACUCUAAAUGAGCAGUGGUCGCCUCGACAGAACUUCGCUACCGUUCAAGAGACAUCUACGACGAUUGAGACCUUGAUCAAUAAUCACGUUGCCGAGGAAAACAUCAAGGUGUCUGAUAUGAAGAGCCCUGCCGCUCGACUCUCAUUCUUGGAAGCUUCUGAUGGUAAAGCAGUCGUGAUGAGACUACACCACGCGCUAUACGACGGAUGGAGUAUCAAGAUGGUCGAGAAGGAUUUGAACCAGCUUUUGGCUUCGGGCAAGAUAGAGGCGUCUCGGCCAUCGCUGCAACACAUCGUGCAGCAGAUGAAAGACAUCAGAGAUCCUGAUGCCGAGAGCACAUACUGGAAGCAGCACUUGUCACGCGCUGAAGAGACCAUCUUUGGAGCUGUUGAUACAACUACACCAUCACCGUUGGGACCUCAGAUCAAGGCAACUUUCACGGCGAGCAUCUCCCAGGCUACGGUUGACCUGCUUUCUGAGAAGAGUCAAUCACAGGCUUCCACGGCUAUCAUCCUCGCUUAUGCCAAAACCCUCCAGCACAUGACACAAAAGACACAGCCUACCUUUGGUCUCAAUCAUGCGUCAAGAUCUCUUUCAUCGUCGGAUGGAACGCAAACUCUCGAUCUCACGGACGCAAGUAUCCCCACGCUUACUGUCACUCCCUUCUCGGUGGACCUGACCACAUCAUCGGAGAGUCAGCUUGGCUUCAUUCAGGAUCAUCUCGCGCAACUUACAUGCUUUUCUCAAGCGGAUGGUUUGUCCAAGAUCAGUCCUAGAUUCAACGCGUACCUCAACAUUAUUCACCGUACCGAUACAACCGAGUCAAAUGCUGGCAAUGGUGGAGCCUUACAACGAUACAGGCUUCCUGAACCACUGGCGUCAAGUUACUUUACCACGACAGAGCCAUCGUCAACUGUUUCUAGCGUUGAUCAACUCGACACGACCCAUCUGUGUGCUCACAGGCUUUUCUUCAAUGUUACUGUGAGCCAAAGCGAGGGUAUCAAGAUCACUCUCAGUGCGGAUGAGGCGAUCUGGGGUGGAGAUGACGGCGCAAUUGAGAAGUUGGUGCGAUGCUUUGGCGAUAGACUGGAAGAGGUGGUGAAGGAGUUGGAUUAG